UGGGCCUAUAUCAAAUCUAAUUGGGCCAAUGAUAACUUGAAAGAGUAGGUGAAGCCUUCUGCUAGAACCAGAAUCAAUUCCGGUGGGAACUUCAAACAACUAUGGUGUAGAGCGGUUGGCUAAAUACGAGAAUCUUUUACCGGUACCAACAGUAACCUAAACUUUGUCCUCCGAUCCUCCCGUAGUUGAAGUUAGUGCCGACUGCCGACUGUACAUUUUGGCCGGGAACUUGCCGACGGUUGUAUUCAGCUGAAUCAGUUCUGCUUCACCUUCGUCAAGGCUAAAGAUCUCACCAUGUGGACCCUAAACACACUGAAAGCUUAAGCAUAUCUGUGCACCAUUAUUAGGUGAAAAAGAAAUUAAGUGUAAAUGUACUAGGAGCAAAGCUUGCAGAGGACUGCAAAUGUGGGUGGGGAAAGCUGAAAGUGAACUCUCGUACUCAAUAAUGAAGUCACUUUUCCUAGUCACCAGAAAUCAGAACCGGGGACCAAAGCCAUGCAUAUCUGAUACCAAGUUCAAGUCCCAACGAACUGCCACCUACUGUUCACUAAACACAAUAAAAGAAUACAGGAGGGUCCUACUCGACGUACAACGACAGGUUGUAAUAUUGGCGACGAGAGGACCAGUCUCUAUAAUUACUGAUCCUGCCAGUCGGUUUAAUACACAUUUAAUUUUUGCAUUCAAAGCUCUCAUAGCCAUUUAUGGUUUUCGGGUAUUCUUAGACUGAGCGAAGGCUUUUAAAAUUUAAACAUCAUCGCCACUGUUCAUUUCAAAAUCAAAUCCGUAGCCAAACCGGCAUUGAUCAUAGGUUUACAAUUCAACCAAUUUAACAACUAAAUCAACCCAUUUUACUGAAAACUAAAUAAAUUUAUAUCAUAUAUAUGACAUUGUUUUAGAAUAAA
Molecule: messenger RNA, 902 nt
Organism: Mercurialis annua (annual mercury)
Lineage: Eukaryota; Viridiplantae; Streptophyta; Magnoliopsida; Malpighiales; Euphorbiaceae
Exons: 5
Coding region: 404-727 (107 amino acids)
Source: RefSeq, a predicted model, not a curated record